Messenger RNA from Capsicum annuum, 1702 nucleotides. RefSeq names its product zinc-finger homeodomain protein 9. Gene Ontology annotation, molecular function: transcription cis-regulatory region binding; DNA-binding transcription factor activity. Gene Ontology annotation, cellular component: nucleus. The coding region runs from base 288 to 1376 and encodes 362 amino acids. The record is from RefSeq and is a predicted model, not a curated record. The transcript has a single exon. Gene Ontology annotation, biological process: regulation of DNA-templated transcription; regulation of developmental process. Lineage: Eukaryota; Viridiplantae; Streptophyta; Magnoliopsida; Solanales; Solanaceae.
AUCUUAUUAUCUAUGGUCAUCACUAGUCAUAUCUUCAUUAUCAUCAUCUUCAUCAACCCAAAACCAUAACCAAAAACCUAAAAACACCCUUGAUGUCUCUUUUCAUCCCUUGUCUUCUCACUUAAAGUCUCCCCUUUCAUUUUUUCUUCCUUCCUUAUUAACCUUUUCCCCAUGAAUAAAGAUGGUUCCUUUUUUGUAUGAAAUCAUCUUGACCGUAAAUUUAAUCAUCUAGCUAACUCUCUUAAGACAAAAAGAUAAAAAGGCCAAGAGUGUUAGAUGUUUCAGCCAUGGACUUAACCAACAACAACAACAACAACGCAACAGCAACAACAACUACAACUACUACUACAGUUAAAACCCCAGAAGGUGAAAUUGAAACACCUACUCAGAUCCAAAAAGUGAAGCCUUUCCCUUUGAGUAAUGGUGUACUUAAAAGAAAAAAUACACUCCACCAUCAGCAUCAUCAACAUCAUCACCCUGUUGUUGUUAUUUACAAAGAAUGUCUCAAGAACCAUGCUGCUAGUUUAGGUACUCAUGCUGUUGAUGGCUGUGGUGAAUUUUUGCCUUCUCCUUCUUCUAACCCAGCUGACCCUACCUCUCUUAAAUGUGCUGCUUGUGGUUGUCACCGUAAUUUUCACCGCCGUGAACCGGAAGAACCCGUUGUGGUUCCUCCUCCGCCCAUCGCCACCGCCGUUCUUGAGUACCAGCCUCACCACCGCCACCAUCCUCCUCCACCUCCGCCGCUGCCGCUGCCGCUGCCACCGCGUGGUGGGGACCACAGUAGUCCGAAUUCCCCAUCUCCACCCCCCAUUUCUUCUGCUUAUUACCCAGCUUCUGCACCUCACAUGCUCUUAGCUCUCAGUGCUGGGUUUACUGGGGAGAAGAACCCCAACCCUACAUCAGCUCCGUUAGUAGCAAACUCUAACGGGAGGAAGCGUUUCAGGACGAAAUUCACUCCAGAUCAGAAGGUGAAAAUGCUGGAAUUCUCAGAAAGUGUUGGGUGGAAAAUGCAGAAAAGAGAUGAAGAUCUGGUGAACAAUUUCUGCAACGAAAUUGGAAUUGAAAAGGGGGUUCUAAAGGUAUGGAUGCACAAUAACAAAAACACCUUCGGGAAGAAAUCAGAUCAACACACUUCUGGAGAAGACAACAACAACAACCUCAGCCACAACAAUGGUAACAGUACUAAUAACAACGUUAAUGGUUUUUGCAUUGUUAGUAGAAAUAACAGUCAUAACAACACCAACUCAGAAUUUCAUCAUCAUCACCAUCAUGGUCAAAGCAACAGUGACAACAAAAAAGACAUCCAAGGCAUAAUCCAUCAACUACACACAAGUGAUAGUGUUGUUGCUACUAAUGGCUCUUCUUCAUCAUCUUGAUCUAAAAAAAAAAAUAUGCACAAAUAAAGUUUUAACUAGAAUUAGUGCAAGGAAGAGAAAAACAUCGAGGCUGGUUAAUUACUAUUAGUCACGUUUAUUUUUUUUUUUUUUUAAUUAGGACUGUUUUAUGCCUUGUUCGUAAGGAUUAGUGCUCAUCUUGAUGAGGAUAACAAUGGAAAUCUAAGAUUGUUCCAAUGAGCAAUUUAAUUUGUUAAUUUUCCUCUUCUUUUUUUUCUGCUUGCUACUGGCCUUGUAAAUUACUAUUAUGCUACUUAAUUAGUACAUCUCAUUUGAUUAAGAAAUCUAUAGCUGAUGAGCAUUGAUUC